ACGAGCCAAGAGCCAGCUGGAAAAGGAGGAUUCUGGCAAAGUCCACCGUCUGUUACGUUUCUAAGGAAACCGUGCAACUAGUUUCUCUCAGCAGACGCUGAACUUACCGGAAGCUUUCUGCUACAGUGAAGCCCAAAAACAGUAUCUAGUGGGUGCAAUCCAACCAAUGGAGGAUCACAUCACCUCAUCAAGCCUUACAGGUCCUGGGAACGGUUCGGUUACUAUGGCAACAGACUCAGCGAGAACUAUCCCAGACCUGAGGGAUCUGUGUGGCAGAGUGAAGUUCCUGGAGCAGAAAGCUGGUUCAGUCACACAGUUUGACAGCUACAUGUGGAACAGUUUGUUGUGUGAUGGUAGGGUCAGACAGCUAGAGAAGUCAGAGAGGAGCCUGCUACAACAGCUCAAUCAGCUAACCCCCAGCAUGCAUCACUCCCAGAGGCUGGAUCAGAGACUCCACAUACUCAGGGAGGAGGUCAGGAACAUGACUCAGGAGAAGGAGCGAGACGAGCAGGUUUGGAGGGAGCGACUCCAGCGCGUUCAGAAGCAGCUGAAAGCUAAAGAGGAGGAGAUGAGUCGCCAGUCUCAGUACUUUGAAAACUUCAAAAUACAACUCCAGCAGAAACUCAGCCUGGCCCAGGACAGGGAGCAGAGCUUUCAGAAAAGGAUCUACAUGUUAGAAAAGCAGCUACUAGACAUGACUGUGAGUGCAGCCACCGGCAUCGCGAGGAUCGGUGCAGUCAGGGUUACUGCUGGGACAAUAACAUGCUGGGAACAGCAGGAGAGGCUAACUUUCGUAAGAGGAGAAGGUGAAGGAGAAGAGGAGAAGAGGGAGGAGAAGAGAAAACAAUGGCAGCCAAGUGUGGGAAUUAAAAGAGAAGGAAGGCGAGAGGGUGAUGAGGGAAAGACAGAGUUGGAAGUAGAAGAAGGAAGAAGCAAAGACACAAGACAGAGCCCAAAUGAGGCCAGGCUGCAAGGCUUCAUCCUGAGCCUUCAGGAGGAUCUUAGAGUGCUGCUGGAGAGAGAGGAGGAUGGGAUGACGGAGCGAAGGAAACUGAUGGAGCACCUUCAGGAGGCUGAGGAGAACGGUCACUUCCUGGGCUGCAAGGUAGAGCAGAUGGAGGCAGAGGUGCAGCAGCUCAAGUUGUCAGAACGCUCUCUGGUGGAGGAAGUUAAAGGUCUAAGGGACGAGAACAACAGGCUCAAGUCAAUUUUUGAAGAAGCCGCCAGUCAAAGUCCCCAUCAGUCGUCCACGUGUCUUUGCACCAGCUCGGCCAGAUGCAGCACUGCUGUUUGUCCUGUACCACCCAGCACUCUGUCGCGUGCCACAGCCAUGACACGGCCCUCAGUGUGGAGCCUGGGUCAGGUCCAGCCAAGUUCUGAUGAGGAAGAAAAACAGUCAUGUUCAUCUACUGUUUCACUUUCUCACCACCAAACUAGAGCUCAGAGCAACACAGAUGGUAACUCCUCAUCUGCCAAAUUAGACACUCUAAAUCAGUUGGUCAACCAAGGCUCCAAACCCAACACAUGCCACCAGUCACUCACCUUGACUUCAGAGACAGUGAGCGAGGUCAAAAUGGGAACCUGGUUCUCCAGAGGAGUCCUAAACCUGGAGGAAAGUCCCAGUGAAGAAUCUGAUGCUUUAAGGGAAGCAUACAGGAACCUAGGCUUUCAGGACGAACUCGAGCCCCCUCAAGAGCUAAGUCUGGAUGAUGCUCUGCAUCACACACAGCAGGAACACACCGAACUUAGAAAUGAGGCAAAAGAAGAAACAGACGCAGAGCAAAAGUGUCCGGGAGAGAAGGAUGAUCUUGUCCAGGCCCUGAAUCAGGAGAACCGGGCCUUGGCAGACAAGAUCCAGCAGCUGCUGACUCACAUUGAGCUCAGAGAGCAGGAGGUGAAGAAGGAGGAAUCACAGAUGAGGAAGCACAUUUCCAGUUUAGAAGAAGACCGAGCCAGACUGAAACAGGACAACGAGGAACAAGGGGGUCUGAUCACAGAGCUCACCAGAAAAACUGAGGAUGACCUGAAUACCAUCAUGGAUAUGCAGCAAAAGUUAAAAGAAAUUAGAGAGCAGCACCAAGAAGAAUGUGUGGACAGUUUAGUGGAAAGUGUGUUGAGAGGGGAAGAGGCACCACUGAUAUCCAGUCAACAAAUAGAUGAGUUGAAACGAGAUUCAGCACUUGAACCCCAGCACAGUAAGCACAGUGGUUCACCGGAGAACAACCAACCGACCAACACUCUGCAUCUGAGCUCAAUUACUGAUCACGAGGACCAGUUGAUGAUCCAGACCCUCAAAACAGAACAAAAAGAGCUGCUGAGCAACUUAAAUUCCCUCAGAGAGCAGCAUCGAGACGUAGCUCAGGCUGUCCACGCACAGACGGAAGAGAAACAGCAGUUAACUCGCACAGUUUGGAGUCUGAAAGAGGAGAAAGACAAAGUCUCUCAAGCUCUGACUGGUCUGAAACAAGAGAAAGAGGAGCUGAACAGAACAGUUGUUAGUCUAAAGGAUCAGCUGGUUAAGUCCACGAAGGGCCUGAAAGAGGAGAAGGAGCAGCUGACUGCGAUUUUAUCUGGACUUCAACGACAAAAACAGGAACUGAUGGAAUCUCUGUCAAGUGGAAGAGAAGAGCAAAGUCAAAUCAAGCUAUCGGUCCAAAGUUUACAGAGGGAGAGCAACCAGUUAAUGCAGGAAGUGCUCAACCAGAAACGGGAGAGAGACGACCUGAUCAAUUGCCUUAAGUUUCUAAAAGAACAGAGAGAUCAGGAGGAGUUGUUUCUUAUUUCACAAGACGAUCACAACCAGUUGAUCAAAUCCGUUAACAGCCUGAGGGAAGAACAACAGCAAACGGCCCAAUCAAUCAGCUGUUUAAAACAGGAGGAGAAGCAAAUCAGUCUGGAAAUCCUGCAUCUAAGAGAGGAAAGAAGCCGCCUCCAACCUCCUCUGCCUCCCCAAACACAAACAGAGAGCAAGCCUGAGCAGCAGCUGUCUCAUCCAGUCUGUGUCGAUAACACAACGAGGACAGAGGCUCUUCACACAGAAUACGCUACACAGAGUCAGACCGAUACCUUGAAAGGAACCUCUACACAGGAGCAAAGUGACUGUGAUCUGAUGUUGGAAAUUAACGUUUUGGGGGAACAACUGCAGAGGUCGCAAGAGGAACUGGAAAAGACUCGAGCAGAGACCAAGGCCUUGCUCGGGGAACUGAGUCAGUCAGAAGUUAAGAGGGAGGAGGCUGAGAGGAGGACAAGCCAAGCAGAUGAGAAGGCGACGCGACUCACAGUUGCUGUCAGUCAGAUGGAAGAAACCAGGAUGGAAAACCAGAAGCUCAGCACCCAGGUUAGGGAGCUGCAGGGCAAACUGACGGAUGUGGUCAGGGAGAAGACGGCUACUCUGUCGCUGAAGCAGCAUGUGGAGGAGAAAUACAGCGUCCUCACGGCUCAGCUCAAGGCCAAGACGGUGGCCUUAGAGGAGCUCAACAACAACUAUGUGGAGCUUAAACGAUGGAAGAGCAGCAACGAUGACCUGAGCACCGUUGUCACAUCGCUCCAGACGCGCUACAACGACAUCAGAGCUAAGUAUGACGCGCUCCUCAGAAGACAGAGCCAUACAGAUCUGGAUGUGGCUCCUUUGAAGGCCAAGCUGUUGUCUCUGGUGGCGAAGUGUCACGAGCGAAACGGCCUGCUGGUUCAGAUGACGAAGGCCAUGCGCCGGCGCGGCUGCGGGGACCCCGCGCUCGCGCAGCAGGUGGAGCGGCUGCUCCGCGACGCCGCUCUGCAGGACUACACUGCAGCGUUCGCAGCAGGAAGCGGCGCGGAGACCUGCGACCGCAGUUCAGGGAGAGUCCUCUGGGCCUUUCUGGACUACGCCGGUGGGUCAGCACCUGAUCUGAAAUGCCUUCAGGCCUGCAGCGGUGACAUCACCAGAGGCCCGGUGUCACCAACACCUGCCGCUUCACUGGAGGAGAGUCUAAGUGCGAAGUCUCCUGCCCCUGCCAGUGAACCAGCUCACCUCACCAGAGGCCCAGAGGAACCUGGAUUCCAGAAUUCAGAUGUCAAAGGGAGGUCCACGCCGUAUCCGACCGACUGGAGCAGAUCUGCCCCUGCGCCCUCGAGCAGCUGUGUCGGCGUCAGCAGGAGGCUGAGUAGCCCUGAGAAGAUCAUAAACCUGCACGAGCAGCUGCAGAAAACUCUGAUGAGCAGCUAUGAGGCUCCAGUGAGCAGAGGAAGAGGACACCAACCCAGGAAAAGCCUUUCAUUGUCAGCUCCUAUAAACCAGAGACCACAGAAUGUCGGUCUUAUUGUCAACAGGCCACAGACCAACUCUCCCGCCGUCACCACUGCCUCAGUACAAGAAAGGACUAAACCUAAUGGCACCACUAGCUCAACGGCUCUGUUUAAAGCAGUCUCCUCCAGAUCUGCUCAUCUUACUCUCAACCCCAACCUGUUUACGAACCCUCCUUUUAAAGCAGACGAGUCUAAAACUACAUUGUCGGCUCAUUCUGGCUCGACCAAGUCCAUCGCAAGCAGUGGCAGCGAUUCAUCAGGACCCCCGACACCAAAGGAAGUCACUGAUAUUGCUGAGGUUUCUGACACAACACAUUCCGCCUCUCCUUUAACUCAGAGGGCCACUAGCUUUGACUCCAAUAUCUUACUAUGUUCUGAAACUAAUCCAAAAGCCACUGCCUCGGACACGACUGCCUCCAAAAUGGAUGGUGCUGCAUAUGAUGGCUUUAUAUCUGCCGCGUCCCUCACUCAUUCCCAUCAUUGCUCUCCCGAGAGCUCCAACAAAUCUGCUGCUCCAGAAAAGACCUCAAGACCCAAACCAGAAGCUCCAGCAGACGUUUGUUCUGUCGAGGUCAUCCAAACAGUGGGGCAGAGCAGCCUCCUGAUUGGCUGGGAGAGACCUCCCCUUGACGAGCUGGGCUGCAGUAACGGCACGUUUGUGUAUGGAUACAGGGUUUUUGUUGAUGGGGACUUUCACAAAUCUGUCAUGAGCUCAGCCUGCACUAAGUGUAUUUUAGAGAACGUGGACCUAAGCGUCCCAGUCCACAUCGGUGUCCAAACGCUGGGAUCCAAUGGAAUCGCCUCCAACACUGUCCACACCACAUACAUGGGAGAGCAGCGCUGACUCAGACCGACUUAGAGAAAGACGCAAACGUGCUGCAGGUGCCCUGAGGGACCGUCCUAGCCUCCGCCUCAGCUAAUACACUGUCACUCUUCUGGAAUCACCCCACUGCGUGAAGCUCAGGUCAACCACUCAAAAACUCGUGGCGCCACUAGAACCUCAAACGGAUCAACAGAGGAUCAACAGACACACGAUUCUGGCCUCUAUGCUGCUGCAAUAAAAAGCAAGUGACGGUUAGCUGCAUCCUUGUUGGAAGAACUCGUUGCAAGUCCCGCCCACUGGAAUCACCUGUUGAAUGGAACCGAUGUGACUUCAAAAGGCCAGACUGGCUGCCAAUCAAAGUCAAAACUGCUGAAAGCGUCGUUAAAGCCGGGCUCAGUCACAAUCUGCCUGCGCCACUGACCUUGAUGGCGUCUGCUGCACACUUUACACUGUGUUAAACCCUCAGAGAUCCCGCGUCAUCGUGCUCCACCCAAGGUCCCUGCUGCUGCCUCUCUGGACUGAACGCUCCGCUUAACGUGCUGAUGCAACUUCAUCCUACUUGAUUUUUACACAUGAAGCCAAAUAUGAGAAAAGAUUCACCCCAAAGACUUCUCUGUUGCUCGUCCUCGCGGAUCCGUGGGAUUACAGUACUUUGACCGCAGGAGCCAGACGUCGUUUCACUUACAGUAUGAAAUUUGCACAGCUCUGAAAAACAAACACUGAUAUUUUUUUGUAGAGAGUAUUAUAUAAAAUGCCAAUAGUGUAUAAAAUACUGCCCCAUAUGAUGUCUUGUUUGUGUUCACACCUAAUCAAUGCCAUGUUUGCACGGUUGCAAUGCUCUUGUUUUACACAAGUUCACGUCACACACUGUUGUUUUGCUACUAAGUGUUCGUACGGGUUUGGAGUAAUCAUGGUGCAGCAAAGGUAUUUUUCUAUCAGUGAUUUUGAUUUGUCAUUGAUUGCUUAUGACUGUACAGAGAAUAAAUGUUUAUAUAAUGUUAACUGUCA
This is a messenger RNA of Betta splendens (Siamese fighting fish), 6115 nucleotides long. RefSeq names its product early endosome antigen 1-like. The record is from RefSeq and is a predicted model, not a curated record. Lineage: Eukaryota; Metazoa; Chordata; Actinopteri; Anabantiformes; Osphronemidae. The coding region runs from base 167 to 5128 and encodes 1653 amino acids. The transcript is spliced from 18 exons.